ACGUCAGUAAUAUCCAUGCCUCGGUUCUGACUGCAUCAUCUUGAUUUAAAGACUCUUUGUAGCGGUUUUAUUUAGAUUUAUUAAAAAUAUUCUUAGGUCUUGAUGAAUGCUUUUCAGGUCACAAGAAGUCUAGGAUUUGUUAGAACGUAAACUUUUCUCUCCGACUCUGUAAUAUCAACAUUCUGAGCAGUUGAAAUAAAGCAUCAAGAGCGUUAUAAAAUAUUUGAAUCAUAUCUGACGCAUUACAUUUUAAUCUGACAAGAUUGUAGAGAUUUAUUUUGCCUUGUCUAACAGAAGCUUGCAUACCUUUCGUGUUUAACAUGAUGGAUCAGACUUGGAUAGUCUCCUGGUAGAGUUUCUGUUGCUGCAGUGAUGAGAGAACACUUUAUGUGUUUAGUUUGGAUUAAUAAAGCAUGACGGGUUUUUAUGAUGAGGGAUGUUGCACUAGCUUUUCUUCUCUGAAAAUACACACUUUGAAAAAAAAAAAAAAAAAUCAACUUCACUAAAUGAUUUACAAAUGCAGGCAUUUAAAUAUGGGAAGGAGAUUCUUAUGGUUGCCAGGUUGUGAAAAUCAAAUUUGAACUGCAUGGUGAGAAUUGGAUAUGCUACGAGUUUGAAGUAGCAGCAACUUUACAGUCUUGAAAACAGUAUUACAGUAGGGCAUGAGCAUUUCCAGGUUGGGUAAUGUAAACAAAAAUGAAAACCAUCACUCACUCAGUAACUGGCUGAAGGAUGUAGUUUAUUGUAUGCUUCAUUUUCACAUUAAGUCAGAGUCCAUAGAAGUCAAAGCUGUUUGGAAAGACACUAAUCCUGACCUAAAAAAAAUAUGGCCGCCUUGAAUAUUAAACUUACUGUUAGCCAGUAAACCGUUUAUUUCAACUUUAGACAUUUUGUUUUUCCUUUAAAUCACUCACAGUGAUAUAUGCCCUACUUUUUGGUAACAUUGCUAAGUUUUAAAAGUAACUACAAAUGAAUACAUUCUGGUGACUGGUAGCCUUGUCAUUGAAUAUAUAAAGUGAGCCUCAAUGGUUUAUAAACUUGGAGCUGAAACACGUUUAAGAUUAAUCAAAAAUAAAAAGGGAUGAAAACAAGUUAAUCAGCAUUACAUAACUAUUUAAAAAUGCUACUAUUAAGAGUGUCACCACAGUGCAGCACAUGUAGUGUACAAACUUUUUUAAAUGAAUGUUUGCAAGGUGUAAAAGAAAGUAGAGCGAAGCAUUAUCUGGUAUUAAUAGCAGCAUGUUCACAGACCAUAUCACCCCAUCUAGUUUUGUACAGUGAAACUGGACCACCAUUAAAUUUGCUGUGAACAAAAAGAUCUUUAUUCAUUGGAUCUGCAUGAUUGGUUGAACGAUGCAGUCCAAGAGAGAUUUCUCACUGAACCUCAAAAUCUAAUGUGGCUUCCUUUGAUAUUUUACACAUCCAGUUAUCUACUCUGGGGCUGAAAGUGUUGUAAAGUAAAAAAAAAAAGAAAAAGAAAUGAGCAACUGUAUUUUACACUUGGAACAUGUUUACAUUUAUUUUGACAUUCCCAAAAAGUUUGGUUUUCCUAGAUAGGUGAAACAGCAACCAGCACAUUUUUCUGGUUCGCUGUUGUCUGCUAUUCUUUUCAAAUAUAAUUACAGGGUUCCUACACAGUUUGGAAAAGUAUCAGAUUUCAUUAAAUAUUUUCCAGGGCUGGAUAAGUAUUGGCGUAAGAGUGGGAAAUAUUUGUAUUUCCAGACUUUAUUGCCUAUUUAAUUCCCUGUCAAACCAUCUAGAUGCUGUAUUGACUUGUCCUCUCUUCAUUCCUUUCUUCCCUACUCCAUCCAUCCCCCUAUCCUUCAUCCUUCUGAAUCUUUGUUUAAAUAUUUUCUUUUUCAGUCUUAACUUCAAUCCAUCCUUCGUUCUUUCCUCAAGUCCCUGUGCUCCAGUCUUUCCAUUAUUUCUUAAUUCCCUUGAAUAUUUCUGUGUUUAAAUCCUGACCACUGUAAAAACAACAAAAUCUAGAAUGGCCAUUUGUAUUUGACAAUUAUAAACAAACACUGUACUACCUUGCAAAUAAUUAGCCUCAAAAAGUCUAACACCAGCUGUAAUUUCAUCACUGUUUGAGAAAUGUUGACUUUUUUUUUGUUAACGAGCUCCAAUCUUCUAGGGUCUAGAAUAGGAUCUACAGUACCUCUAAAUAUGGACUGUAUGGUUAUCUAGAACACAAUACAAAAUAUUAGGCUACUUGACCAAACUUAACAGUCCAGUUCACUUGUUGCCUUGAUUCAACAUGAAAUCGUUAAACUUACAGUGACUAAAUUACAUGAGUCUCAUCAUUUUUCCACAUGUGAAAAUAAAAUUCUCACUUUUAUAUACACUAGUUUCUGAUUUAUUAAAGUUAGUGUUAAAAUGUUGGUUCCAUUUGUAUUAAGAUCAGUUUUUGACAACUGUUUUGACCCUUAUUGCAAUAGUUACAGAACACUAGAAGAUGACACUAAUAAUUUGAUUUAAUUCUAUUUAAAAAUAUAUAAUUUACUAUUCAACAUUGAAUGCUCAUAUAAUGACUAAAUCAUUCAGUCUUAGUCGUUUUUCACCAUUUAAGGACUAGAAAAAAAAUCAUUUGAAGUUUUCAGCUAUAUAAUUACAGGUGCGGUGAAAUAUAGGCCUGAUGAUGACCAAGUAUAGGAACUUACAGCAUGUCACAAUAAUGGUUUAUCAAAAGAAGACCCCUUUCACUUUUUCCACUUCAGCAUAGCCUACUUUAUUUCUGCUCCUCCUCUUCAUCCUCCUCCCUGCAUGUCCUCGGUACCCCUCGGUUGUCUGCUCUCUUGAAGAGGGUUCAGGGAAGUGUUGAGGGGGCGGAUUGACUUAAUUUUCUUCACAUCUCGCUUAGCCAAUAACUGUUGUGCACAUCUCAGCUGGCAGACAUUUAAAAGGGAGACAGUCCGGCGCUGAAGCAAUUUGUAUUAAACCCCCACGUUGGCCCCCGUCUAUGGAGCGCGUUGUCUCCCGGUUAUCCAGAGUGCCAUCAGAGUCCAGUCGACCGCUGUAGGUGCAAGAAAGGCUCACAGGAUCGCAUCAUCAAUCUUGACGAAUUUGGAGAAUCGCCUAGGGAUGGCCGUCUCCGCGCACACUGUAUGCAGUAUGGUUUUCAUCAUCGGACUGCUGUCAUCUCCCGCGGAUUCAAAAAGAAACCGAGCCUCGCAAGGGGCCAUUCCUCAUCCUGACAAAAAUAACCCAAACGAAUCGGAGCAGCAACCGCAGCCGCCACAGUCGGGAUCCAGGUCCCGCCAGAGGCCGGGCUCAACCUCACCAGCCGACGAGGUGCUGGAGUCCAGCCAGGAGGCUCUGCAUGUGACGGAGCGCCAGUAUUUGAAACGGGACUGGUGCAAAACGCAGCCUCUCAAGCAGACGAUCCACGAGGAGGGCUGCGUCAGCCGCACCAUCAUCAACCGCUUCUGCUACGGACAGUGCAACUCCUUCUACAUCCCCAGGCACAUCCGCAGGGAGGAGGGUGCCUUCCAGUCCUGCUCGUUUUGCAAACCAAAGCGGUUCACCACCAUGACUUUUACCCUGAACUGUCCGGACCAGCAGCCUCCCACCAAGAAGAAGCGCAUCCAGCGCGUCAAGCAGUGCCGCUGCAUCUCCAUAGACCUGGACUGAACAUGCUGCAGUAAUCCAGCAGACGGUGUUGGUAGAGAAAACGAGCGCCUGUCUCCAACUGGAGAUGUACACGGACGUUUUGUAAUAUUCUCCUCUUGCACAACCAAAAAAGAAAGAAAGAAAGAAAAAAAACUGACACGCAACAUUGAGCAGAGAUGUUUUACUCCUUGUUAGUUAAAAAAAAAACAAACAAAAAAACACUGCACGGAAACGCUAACUCCAAACGGGCACAGUUUACUUUUAUUUUUUUCCUGCGCACGGCUUCCUUAUGAGACAGGACUCCAAAAAUCAUGUUGCAACUUUCAAAUCACUGUUUUCUCCUCAAACCAAUCCUGUAUUUAACGCAUAGUGUUUGUAGAACUGGAUGUAUCCACUGUGUGGAGUUUGAUGAAUGGAUCUUUGUAAUGACAAUGUGAUAUAUUAUUUUUUUUUAUUUCGACAUUUCAAGAAUCUUUUGAGGUUAACCUAACUGAUUUCUGUGAAUUUCGAAGCUUUACUGGUAAAAUAUUUCAUUUUUAUGUCUGGAGUCUAUUUAAAAAGUCUUCAAGGUAAAGCAGACUCAUUUUUAUAAAAAACAAAACAAAAACAAAAAUAGUAUUUGCUUAGUAUCGAGACUAAAUAGUUUUAAAUGUAGAUGUAAAGUCGUUUUGAUUUAACCAGUUUGUUUAUUCCGUUUGAUUAAAUUAUCUAUUAAAACUAAAUAAACAAAUACUGUUCUAGCUUGCAUAUUAUUUGUAACUCAUUGUAAUUCUUGCAACUGACAAUCAGUGUUGGUAUUUUAACUAUGCACGUUUCCAGUGGCUUCAAGCAGAUGAUGCAAAGUUAUUUUUCUAAAAUGCAACUUUGUCACUUUUAUGAAAGUUACUGGUUUAAAUUAGCUUUCUGCACCAAAAAGUAUGUUAUUCAAUUUUACAAGUGAAGAUUGCAUUUGUACAUUUUAAAAAGCUUAAAUUUAACAAACUGUAUUUUUAAUUGGUUCAUGCAAUCAAAACAAAAGUUUAGUUCUACAAAGCAUCCACAAUUUCUUGAGUUAUUUGUCUAAAUCUGCUAACCACACAAACUUUAGGAUUUUUAUUGUCAAAUUCAACACUAGGAUCACGUUAUUUACAUUUUUUUUAUUUAUUUGAGAUGAUUUGUGCUUUGAUGCAACAUUGAGCUUCUAAAAUAUUGCAACAUUUUUCACAAAUCUGUCCAAUACUUUAACCACUUUAAUUUUUACAUCUUGGGCAUCUUCUGCAUUUAGAUACUAUCUUAUUGAUGUGUGAAUUAUAAAUAUGUUACUCAUUUCCUUGAAAGAUAAUGAGUAACAAAGAAUGCAUUCCUUUGAAAAUUUAAUUAUGCAUAUGCUGAUAUUGUAUUUGCAAUAUGCUGUGCUGUCCUCAAAGGGUCCAAAACUAAAACAGAAGCAAAGAAAAUUGUUUUAAUGUACCGUAUUAAGACCUCAUACAAAUAGGUUUGUGCUUCAAAAACAUAGUUGUGAAAAAAAAAAAAAUCUUCUUGUUCAAAUGAUUUUUUUAAAUUUUAUUUCAGAUUCCAAGGAGCCAUUUUAAACAAUGCUCUACUGCCAGACUUUAUUCUGACUCACAAUCAAUUUAUUUGACUGCUCAGCAGUUUUAAGAAUGACCAAACCCUUCUAACAAAUCAAAGUAUGAGAUCUACACAGUACAGGCCUUUAAAAUUCAACAAUUAGUACACACCCAUACCCAAACUGUUUCAGUUGGCAUUAUAAGUAUAUCUUUGAAAUUUAAAACAAUUCUAUAAAAUGGCGACAUACCUACAUAAGGAACUCCUGACGACUAAUUGAUAUAGCAUCUGCUAAUUUAUAUUUUCCUGGCCUCUUGAAGAAAUGUGAAACUGUGAAAGGCUUUAGAUUCCCCAUACAAAUAAAAGACACCUGUAAAAGAAAGUACGGAGGGUAAACAGGGAAUCCUAUUAAUGGACGUCCGUCUGAGGUAUUACAGCUCAUGUUCCGUCUUCAAAACACAAUCCGAGCAGCACAAAGCUAAGCAUAGAAGGCAGCUCAGUUUACUUUCUUUUUUCAAAUAUGCACAACUUACAAGUAGCAUCCAAGUGAAAAUAUAUAUUUUUUCUAAUUUGUCAAGAAACGUUUAACUCAAAGUUACAAUGAGAAGACAAACUGCAAAAAGUAAUAAAUCUGAUGUUUUCUUUUGUUUUACAUGAAAUAAUGGUUUUUCUUUACAUAAAUAAACUUUGCUUUACGGACAAAAGGUUACAUGAUAUCUGUACAUACAACUAAUUUUUAAUACUCAAUUUUUAAAAUAUAACUUCUAUACUAACAUGACUUCAUAAUGGCAUUAAAAUUAUAAUCCUAUGUUUUUGCAUAGUAACAGAGGUGCAAAAGAAAGGAGUGCAAGCAGGCUGAACAAAAUGCACACAGGCAUCAUAGCAGAGGGUGGUGCUACAGCGUACAGCUACUGCAAGCGGGAAAGUGCGUAAAACUGUGCAGAGCACAGUGAAAUAUAGAUUUAUUUCUUUUUUUAUGUCACAAGUGAGCGUAGAGCCAGGUGACGUUGAGUUCUUCUAGUGUUUUAAUGGAUUUGUGUUGUUUUAGGAGGCCAAAGCUCUGCGCCAGACUCGCUGCCAGCUGUUGUUCGCCUCUGGCCAUCACCCGGUGGAACUCAGUCUGGUGCAAUGCAACACACAACAAAAGCAAACCGUUUGUGCGCAACUUCUACACGGCAAUCUGUGCACCCAAAAAAUGUAGAUCGUUCAUCGUAUUGCUCAAAAAUAUGCACGGUCCCUGCAGAUCGUACAACAUGACGCGCUGGCAAACGUUUUUUUUUCUUUUUUUUAAUGAGGCGGAGUGAAGCAAAGACAUUACAUACUGCAAAAGACGCUGCUAACUUCCUGCUCUGAGAAUGAAAGAUCUGUUUUGUCAACAGGGAUUUUCCUCUAAGAAGACAAGAGACAGGAAGCAGCAUGUGUUCCUACAACACCGCCAGGGGCUUAAAAACUGUGAAUUUGUCAGAGCAUUUUCAGUUUCUCCUGUAAGCUGUCAGGUGAAAUUUAGAAAAGUGACAAUCCCCAGCUUCUGUAGAUCCAGGAGGAAGCUUGUGGAGCUUGCUGAGAAUCCCAGUGAACCCCAGAGACCUACCCCAAGCUGGGCAAUCAGAGGUCGUGGCAUGCCGGAUGAAUGAGGUCAACCUUUGGCUUCCAAGAGUCCCAUCACUUCACCGGUGCUGCCUGUGGAUACCCACUGCAGGAGUUGAGCAAAAAAAAA
Messenger RNA from Poecilia reticulata (guppy), 6871 nucleotides. RefSeq names its product gremlin 1b (gene grem1b). Gene Ontology annotation, biological process: animal organ morphogenesis. Gene Ontology annotation, molecular function: receptor ligand activity; BMP binding. The record is from RefSeq and is a predicted model, not a curated record. NCBI's taxonomy places the organism in Eukaryota, Metazoa, Chordata, Actinopteri, Cyprinodontiformes, Poeciliidae.